GUUCCUCCGAUUUGACGCGCGCUGGACACUGGCCGCGUCGCGCCAUUUUGAAAUCAAUUCUGGGAGCGUCCGGGCUGUGCGCUGCAGAGGAAACCUUCAAAGUGGAGUGCGGAGUCUAUAAAACAUUAGUGCGGAUAUUAAUUGAAUUUAGUGUAGUGAAAAGUAGCCCGUGUUAUUCGAGAACACUGUGUGAACUUGCGCACUCUUACCCGGGAACUCAAUCCACAGACCUUGUUUGGCUCCUGCUCUGCGUUUGGUCCGAAGCGCCCAGCCAUGAGCGCAUCGCGGGACACGUAGCAAAUGUGACUAUGGCAGAAGCUGGUGAAAAGAGUAGUGAGAUGGAGUGGUGCUUUUCUCAAGUAAAAGGAGCAAUAGAUGAUGAGGUUGCUGAAGCUGACCUCAUUUCUGCUGUUGAAUUCAACUACACUGGAGAGCUACUAGCCACAGGGGACAAAGGGGGCCGUAUUGUAAUCUUUCAGCAAAAUCCAGAAAACAAGAGUCAGCCACAAUGUCAUGCAGAGUACAAUGUUUACAGCACCUUCCAGAGUCAUGAGCCCGAGUUUGACUACCUGAAAAGCCUCGAGAUUGAAGAGAAGAUAAACAAGAUUCGAUGGUUGCCUAAAAAAAAUGCUGCACAUUUUCUUUUGUCUACAAAUGACAAAACAAUAAAGCUUUGGAAGAUAAGUGAACGUAACAAACGUCCGGAGGGCUACAAUUUAAGAAAUGGACCGUACAAAGAUUUCACCUCCAUUGCAUCUUUACAGGUGCCUGUUUUCAAACCCAUGGACCUGAUGGUGGAGGCCAGCCCAAGACGAGUGUUUGCCAAUGCUCAUAAAUACCAUAUUAACUCGAUCUCAGUCAACAGCGACAAUGAAACCUACUUGUCUGCAGAUGAUCUACGGAUUAACUUGUGGCACUUGGAAAUCACAGGUCAAAGCUUCAAUAUUGUUGAUAUAAAGCCAGCCAAUAUGGAGGACUUGACAGAGGUUAUAACUGCAGCGGAGUUUCACCCCAACCAGUGCCACACUUUAGUGUACGGCUCCAGUAAGGGCAUAAUUCGUUUGUGUGACAUGAGAGCAGCAGCACUGUGCGAUAAACAUGCCAAAAUAUUUGAAGAACCCGAGGAUCGAAACAGUCGUUCAUUUUUUUCGGAGAUAAUAUCGUCUAUUUCUGAUGUUAAGUUUAGUCACAGUGGACGCUACAUGAUGACGCGAGAUUAUUUGUCAGUGAAAAUCUGGGAUAUCAACAUGGGCACAAGGCCAAUAGAAACGUUUCAGGUGAAUGAAUAUCUCAGGAGUAAUCUGUGUUCUCUAUAUGAUAAUGACUGCAUCUUUGACAAGUUUGAAUGCUGUUGGAGUGGCAAUGAUCGUGUAGUGAUGACAGGCUCUUACAACAACUUCUUCAGGAUGUUUGACAGAGGAUUCAGACGCGACGUGACUCUUGAGGCUUCCAGAGAAAACUGCAAACCUCAGUCUGUCCUGAAACCUUGCAAAGUGAGCAUAGGGUUAGAGAUCUCCAUAGACAGUGUGGACUGCAACAAGAAAAUACUACACACAGCCUGGCAUCCGCUUGAUAAUAUUAUUGCUGUGGCCACAACCAAUAAUUUGUUUAUUUUCCAGGACAAAUUAAAGUAGUUGCAGCACGCCCACAAAUGCACACAUUUACCUUUUACAUCAUACAGUAGCUGAACACU
Molecule: messenger RNA, 1693 nt
Organism: Periophthalmus magnuspinnatus
Lineage: Eukaryota; Metazoa; Chordata; Actinopteri; Gobiiformes; Gobiidae
Gene: ppp2r2aa
Product: protein phosphatase 2, regulatory subunit B, alpha a
Exons: 10
Coding region: 309-1634 (441 amino acids)
Biological process (GO): peptidyl-serine dephosphorylation
Cellular component (GO): protein phosphatase type 2A complex; cytosol
Molecular function (GO): protein binding; protein phosphatase regulator activity
Source: RefSeq, a predicted model, not a curated record